AUGCUGCGUGUUAAGGACGAUGAACUUACAGUGUUUAGGGAUACCCCAGAACCGCCCAGCCUUGCCGAAUCUCUCUCUGACGACGACCUUCCUCUGGAUCCAGAACUGUUGCAAGAACUGUGUGCUGGAGGAGCUUUCGAUGACCACAACUUGCCAUGGCUCAGUGACACAGACGACGCGCCAUUUCUCGACUCUGUGCUGAGGAAGAGAGCCGUCAAAGUAAAGCACGUUAAGAGACGCGAGAAGAAGUCAGACAAAAAGAAGGAUGACAAGUACAAGAGACACAAGCAGAAGCAAAGGCACAAGGAUAAGGCCAAGCAUUCAGAGCGCUUGGAAAACAGAGAUUACUCAUCACUACGCCAGUGUUUGGGGCCAAGCUGUGUCCAGCCAGCGCGAGCCAACUCUAAGUACUGCUCUGAUGACUGCGGCAUGAAGCUGGCAGCCAAUCGGAUCUAUGAGAUCCUUCCACAGCGCAUCCAGCAGUGGCAACAGAACCCAUGCGUUGCUGAGGAACAAGGAAAGAAGUUGCUGGAACGGAUCCGCAGAGAGCAGCAGCAAGCUCGAACAAAGCUUCAGGAAAUGGAGCGUCGCUUUCACGAGCUGGAAGCCUUAAUCAGCAAAGCCAAACAGCAGCAGAUCCGAGAGGAUGAAGAGACCAAUGACGGGGACAGUGAUGACACAGAUCUUCAGAUUUUCUGUGUGUCAUGUGGCCAUCCAAUUAAUCCCAAAGUUGCUCUGAGGCACAUGGAGCGCUGUUAUGCCAAGUAUGAAAGCCAGACAUCCUUUGGAUCAAUGUACCCUACCAGAAUUGAAGGAGCUACCCGUCUCUUUUGUGACGUGUACAACCCACAGAGUAAAACCUAUUGCAAGCGUCUGCAAGUUUUAUGUCCGGAACAUUCACGAGACCCCAAGGUGCCAGCAGAUGAAGUGUGUGGCUGUCCCAUCACAAAGGACGUCUUUGAGUUGACAGGUGAAUUCUGCAGAGUCCCAAAGAGGAAAUGUAACAGGCACUACUGCUGGGAGAAACUGCGCCGCGCUGAGGUGGAUUUAGAACGCGUCCGUGUGUGGUACAAACUGGAUGAACUCUUUGAGCAAGAGCGCAACGUCCGAAUGGCCAUGACCAACCGAGCCGGACUCUUGGCUCUGAUGUUACACCAAACGAUUCAGCACGACCCUGUGACCACAGACCUACGCACUCACACUGAACGCUGA
Messenger RNA from Staurois parvus, 1212 nucleotides. Lineage: Eukaryota; Metazoa; Chordata; Amphibia; Anura; Ranidae. The record is from the annotation of a GenBank genome assembly.